AGACGCGGCAAGAAACGGUUGUGGUUAAUACAAUAGUACAAGUAUUAGUAAUUCACAGUUUGUUAAAACUUGGGUAGGACUGCUACUUUAUAGUAAAGCAUGUAUUAUCCUUUAAUUGAUUGUAUGAUAGACUAUUACAUGUAACGUUAGUGUGAGUGAAUUUUACCGUAACAUAAUGCAAAAAAGUGAUUAUCCCAGUUAUUCUUCAAGUAGGCGUUUUCUCUCUUCUAAGCGAGAUCUGUUUUUUCGACAAGAUGGACCAACAUCUAUUACUUCCAGUACGUCAUCCAGUUUAUCUACGACCAAUACAACCAGUACUUCCGGUAUGACCAACAAAGAAACGAUCUUAAAUAGAGAAAGAGACGGAAUCAAGGAGAAGGACAAAGAAAAAGAAUCGUCUCCCUCAUCGAAAGACAUGCAGGGUUACGUUGGGUUCGCCAACUUACCAAAUCAGGUGUAUAGAAAAGCAGUUAAACGAGGAUUUGAUUUUACACUAAUGGUGGUCGGAGAGUCAGGUCUUGGGAAGUCAACCCUCAUCAAUUCCAUGUUUCUAACAGAUAUUUAUUCAAAUGAAUAUCCUGGUCCAGCCCUGAGGGUGAAGAAGACAGUGCAAGUUGAAACCACAAAGGUGCUAUUAAAAGAAAAUGGUGUCAAUUUGACACUUACAGUUGUGGACACACCAGGAUUUGGGGAUGCUGUAGAUAACAGUGACUGUUGGCAACCAGUUACAAACUACAUUGAAAAUAAGUAUGAAGAAUAUCUGAAUGCAGAAUCCAGGGUUCAUCGAGGAACAAUUGUAGACUCCAGGGUACAUUGUUGUCUGUAUUUCAUUGCACCAUCUGGACACGGUUUAAAAACAUUAGACAUUGAAUUUAUGAAGAGACUGCAUGACAAGGUUAACAUCAUUCCACUCAUUGCCAAAGCUGACACAAUGACUUCUGAAGAGUGUGCUCUUUUUAAAAGGACAAUAUUGAAUGAAAUAACACAGAAUAAGAUAAAGAUUUAUGAAUUUCCUGACUGUGAUGAUGAAGAAGAAAAUAAGCUGCAGAAACCUAUGAAGGCACGUGUCCCUUUUGCAGUAGUCGGAAGUAACACUUUAGUAGAAGUGAAUGGGAAGAAAGUACGUGGUAGAAAGUAUCCCUGGGGUAUAGCAGAAGUUGAAAAUUUAGAACACUGUGAUUUUAUUGCUCUAAGGAAUAUGUUGAUCAGGACUCAUAUGCAAGAUCUUAAAGAUGUUACAAACAAUGUUCAUUAUGAAAACUACCGAUGUCGAAAGCUUGCUGGAGUUGGAGCAGAUGGAAAACCAGGAGCUAUACCAAACAAAAAUCCCCUUUCGCAAAUGGAAGAAGAAAAGAAAGAACAUGAUUUUAAGAUGAAGAAAAUGGAAAAGGAAAUGGAACAAGUGUUUGAAAUGAAAGUGAAAGAAAAAAUGAAUAAACUGAAAGACUCAGAAUCUGAUCUCCAGCGUAGACAUGAGCAAAUGAACAAAAGCUUAGAGCAGCAAAGACAAGAGUUGGAAGAAAAAAGAAGAACUUUUGAAAAGGAGAAAAUGGCAUUUGAAAGUGCUAAUGGAAAUGAUACCUUUCAUAGAAUGUCUAUGGAUGCUAACUCAAAAGAGACUAUUGCAAGAAGGACCAAAACUUCCUCACUUAUGAACUUAUCACAGUCUGUUUCUGCUCGUUGUCGUCCCAUGUAAAAUACUGCACAACUUCAGUUGUUUAUAGCUAAUGGACUUGUAGCAUAAAAUAUCUGUAAUACACCAGUAGUUUGUUGAAGUAGCUUAAAGAUUAUAUGCCUUAUUAAGUUAAUGGAUUUUGCACACUACAUAAAUAUACAAAGAUUUGUUGCAAGUUAUUGAUUUCCUAAAAGAGGAGUGUAAAUUUUGGAAUUUAAAUUAUACACUUCCUUAUACUGUGAAAGAAAGUAAUACAUAUAUGUAUAAAUCUAAGUAAAAAAAAAAAAUGGUUUACUCCUAAUUCUACAUUAUCAUCAGUAUUCGUUAUAAACUGGUAAUCCUGUAUAACUGUAGGUUUGAAAUAUCUUGGUUAGUGAUCAGAGAGGAAACAUAAUCUUAAUGAUUUUAAUAUAUCAUGAACAGUUCAAAAAAAGGUGUGUCAGUGCAAAGUCUGGAUGUUGCAGAUACAUGAAGAAAACUUUUAAUAUUUUUUUCAUUUGGCAAAAAUUACUUGUAUAUCAGGUAUGUUAUCUAUUUGACAUAGCAUAUUUACUCGCCUCAGCUUGAGUCUCUUGAAAAAAUAUAUAAAUUUAUAUUUGAUUGUUAUAUAAAAAAAACUUAUUGUAAGGUAAGUAAUUAUUUAUUUUUAAACAAGCCUUUCAUGUGCUAUAUCUUUAAAGAAACAACAACACUUACUAAGUACUUCAUUUCUGCUGGAUCUGAGAUCUAGAAUCCAAUUUUUAAGUUGUUUUUUGUACUCAAAGAAAAUAACAUUACCAUCGAUUUUCAGACUGCCUCAUUUGCAGUAUAAAUUGAUAUGUUACUAAAGUUGUAAACUAUAUUACUCUCCUCCAAUCUCAUUUUAAAUAGUAUACUCAAUAAAAUUCAAACUGUUAGCUUCCAGAAUACGACACACAUUUGGCUACAGGGAUCCAGUACCUUUUUUUUUCUUUAUAAAGAUUAAGCAGUUCUUUUACUUGUUAUGCUCUGUGUAUUUGAAUUAAUAAGUUUCUGUGAUUCAUUAACUGUCAUAUUAAAUUAAAUGUCUAAUUUAGGAAAAUAAAAGAUUUUUAUUGAGAGAAAACUAAAUUACUUGUAGAAAUAGUCUUCUUAACUCUCAAAAUCAUUUGAUUUACCUAUUUUUUUCAAAAUACAAAGUAAGUUUUGUAGGUUUUUUAGACUGUAGCAAACACUGCACAGAUGUUUUACAGAGAAAAGACCUUUUUGUGAGAAACCUUGAACAUACAGACACGUAUAUAUGUUAUAGUAAAUAGAAUUACCAUAAGUUAUGCAGGUAUGAAUAAAGUGAAAUUAAGUUUUAAAAUUUCUUUAAUAAGGAGAUUUAGUAAUCAAUGCUACCAAUGAGGUUAAAAGAGACUUUUUUUUUGUGCUUGUCUUGCUCUCAUAUCGUAAAGAGCUAUUUCAAUUUUCAAAGUGAUAUUUGGUUUGUAAGUAAUUUGAUUAAAACUGCUCAUAUUGUGUCAUGUUAAAGGGAUAUCCACAGAGAAAUAAAACAUUUCUCAUCUUCCACUUAUAUUUUGAUAUUUCUUUUCAUUCUAUUUUUUAUAUAAGUAUCCUUUUCUUGAGGCUUUGGACAUUCCAUUAAAAUUACUAGAUUGUAAUUACAAUUACUCAAUAAGAAAACAAUAAGGAGCAUGAAUUCUUGAAGCUUCUUUGACCAGAUUUAAAUUUUUAUAUUUUAUUUGCUUUAUAUUACUUUCACUCUUUAUGUUGAUACAAUAUUAAACAACAACCUCACAAGUUCUGUAAAAUAUGUUGGAUAUUGGUAGUGUUAAAUGGUAAAAUAUGUAUUGUUUCACUACAAACCACCACUCAGUAUAAACAAUAACCCCAAUCUACAGUUACUGUAGUUUCAGGAAUCAUAAAAUAAAUUAUAUAUAUAUAUAUAUACAAUUUAUAAUUAUUAUAUAUAUUAUAAUUUAUAAUAGAAGCUAACACAUUUUCUAAGGUAUGAAAAUCGAUACUAAACACAUUCCACUACACAUCACUUUCUGUAGAUAAACUUUUUUGUGCCAAUAUUCUAAGCAAUACUCAAAAAGUAACUUCUUGUUUGUACUAUGUUGUAAUAUAAAGUUUACUAGUAGAGUAUCAAAUAUGUUUUACAUAAAUAUCAUGCUCAAGAUAUUCCUUAAGAAAGAUGCUACCAGCUUUAUAUAAUGUGCUGUCAAAUUAUUGUAAAACUCGUUAUUUUUGUAAUGUAAAAAGAAAAAUACAUAAAGUUUAAAUAAAUUAAACAUUUGAGUGUAAAUGUUGAAUCUUUAAACUAAAAUAAUUUACAAAAUUAGGCUUGAUAAAAGGCAGUAAUUGUCAUUUGUUCUAACUGUCUAGAUUUUGAAGUAACCUAGAAACAAGAAAUUAAAGUUCAGUUUGAUAGUUUAUACAAUUUUGGUAUAUAGUGGUGAAUGCAUAUUGUAUAUCCUUCAUGAUGUUUUAGAAAUUGUUAUGCUUUGUUUAAUUCUAUAUUUGAAUGAUUUUAUCUUUGUUUGUCAUGUACUUUUAUAUUACAAUAGUUUCUUGAUUUCAUUGUGUACGGACAACAGUUUAAACAAAGAUAGUUAUUUUUUUAAAAACAUUUUAUUAUUCGAAGAAAUAACAAAAACUGCUGUAUUUAAAAUCUUGAACUCUUCUAUUACUGGAUAAGCCUUUUGGAAAUUUUUCAUAUUCAGAGAACUUCUAAUUCCUUGUUAGUGACUAUCUUGAAGAAUAGUAUCUGUUAGAGUAUGCUCCUUUUCUGUCAUAUCUGCAAUAUUUGUUGUUUAGUCAUGAUUUUUGGCCUUCAUGUUAAACAUGUUUAUAAUUUUUGUUUCAAGAAAUUGUUGAAAUCAUUGUAUGAAGCAAUGCUCAUUUUUUUUUUACAGGAUAAUUUAUGAAUGUGUAAGUAUUGUUAAAAAUAAUGUCAAAGCAUCCACUAACUCUUCAACUCUAUGUUUCAAAAUUAACUGACUUGAGAAUGUGACUUAUGUACUGGGUGAUUAUAAAGAAAAUUUUGCAGUUCAACACAUCAUAUCUCACAAAUGGUGUGGCAUAAUAAAGUGAAACUAUACGGGGAUGCUCAGGAUAUCAUGGGGAUACAAUAUGUUACCCUCAGGACACCACUAUGAUCAAUCACAGUAACUGUUGAAAAUGUGAUCUUUCAGCAUCUGCGUGACAACAGACAUUACUUGAAGAACAUGUAUCUAAUCUGGUAUGCUGGUCACUUUUAGACAAUUGCAUCUUUGGGGUCUGGCAUUAUGUAAGGCUUCCCAUGGUAAACAAGUGACUUUGGCUACUUCCACAACAAGAAACCAGCUGAUGUUAGGUCUGUGAACAAAAUAGUCUUUCACAGGGAAAAAUUACAUUAAAUUACUCUGUCGUGAAAAUGCUCUACAAAACAAGUUUCACCUGGAUACCACUAAGCAGAAGGGCACAAUCCUGCAUGAAAACCAUAGUGUAUAUCACACUUCAUUGCUGCAGCAUGGGGAUUACAUUAGUUGUGAGCAUUUGAUGAUACCAUGCAGCAUUGGCUAUGCAGGUUUGUAGUCCAUAUACUGAUGGUUUUUCAAAAAAGUUAUCAUCCAAUAACAAAGUCAGUUGCAAAACCACACCCCACUCUUACCAUAGCAUCAUAUAGAUGUGUAGGAAAUUUUACAUCGAGGUUAGUUUUCAACCAGAUAAUGCAGUUGAGUGUGUUGACACUUCUAAAAAAGAGUUAAGUGUGCUUCAUCAGUCCAUAAGAUAUUGGCAGACCAUUGGUCAUUAACUUUCAGUUUUGCCAAGAACUGGAAUGAAAAAUCAGCACAUUAGGUUAAAUCCAUCUCCUUCAGUGAAGAGCCUUAUGAACAUUUUAAAUUGGCAAAUCCAGAGACCAGGUGACGUAACGCACACUGCUGGCAUGCUCUACUAUGUUUUGACUUAUCUCAGCAGGUGUCUGUGGUCUGCCUACACAUUUGUUGAUGAAUUUGUGUAUAGCAGCACUGGAACAAGGCCCUCUAUGGAUGUUAUGCACCAUACAGUAUUAUUCCUUGAGAAUUGUUUCUGCAUUGUAUCAUUCGGUGUAAUAACAUUUCACUAGUUCACUUCUCGGCAAACUUGUCAGUUUCAUUCUUGUUGAAUGAGUUGCACUGCAAUUGGCAGGCCUAGUUAUUUCCAUGUGAAAUAUGUAGUGGCAGUGUUCCAACUGUGGCAUUUGCAUCCAUGUGAUACACUUAAUACCCCUGUGCUAUUUCAUUUUCCUAUGCUAUACUGUUUGUGAUACAUAAUACACUUAACUGUUAAAUUUCUUCAUAAUUACCCUGUAUAAUUGAUAAUUGAAUUAAGUGAAAGAAAAGAUCAUGUGAUGUUCAGGGUUUCCAGUGGCCUUUUUUUUAAAUUAGUUGCAUGAGAGUAAUGCUAGUACAAAUAAAGCCUAAUAAAAUAAAACAUAGUAGAUAUACCUUACCAAAAAUUGUAUAAAUGUUACUUUUAAUCAUUGGGAAGUAUUUUGCAAUACAUCUGUAGUGUUAUAGCUGGACUCAGACCUCGAACUGUACCGGAAAUAAAGUGUAAUCUUAGUGCUGGAUAGGUGUUUUUUUUUCUUUCUUUAUCCUAAAUCUUGGUUAGUGCUAAAGUAAGUAUGAAUUUGUAUCACAGCUUUAAACCUUAGAUCCUGCCACUGUGGGUUAUGACAUUGACUUGGCAUUAUAACUGAAAAAUGUUAAAAUGCAUAGAAUAUUAUCUUCAUACUUCCAUAUGUAAUUGAUAGAGCAAUGAAUAGAUACAAGAAAUAUGAACAUAAUGAGCUUAUAAAAUGUUGUAUUAAUAAAUAGUUCCUACCUUUUAUUGGAGCCAAAAUAUCCCUGAUAAAUACUUGACCAGAAUAUAAUUACCUAGAUAACUUUCAUUUGACAUUAUUCUUUUGCAUAACAUUUGGUUAGUUUACUGACUUCUGUACUACAUGUUAUAAUACAGCAUUUAAUAUGUUUAAAUCAUACAACUGGACAUGAUGUUCUUUACUUUAUUAUUUUUUCAUAUGGUUUUUUUCAGAAAUUAGCAAUUGCUUUUGGUGUAUUUUUACAUUAAACAUCCUUGUCAUAAGUGUUUCUGAUCACACGGGAACACAUUUGUAAACGUGCUAACUCAGUAACAUGAACCAGAACAAAAGAAGAUGUCAUAGAUUUUUCUGGGUUUUAUGUUUUAAUAUUUCUGAAGUGUAAGAAGUAUUAUGUAUAUGUAUUAUAAAAUGUCAAAGAAUUGUGUCAUAUUUGUUUUAUUAUGUUUCAUACAAGAGCAUUCUGAUAUUGUGAUUCAUUGAAAUGUCUGAGUGUUUUCUAUCAGGGAAUAAUGCUCUUAUUGAUAAGUAACUGAUCAUCCAGAAAAUAAUUUUUAGGAUAUGUACAAACAUUACACUGAGUGAGUACUAUCUUCACAAAUAUUCUCCACCUUUUACUCUGUUGGGUAAUGGAGGGGUGCUUAAUUGUUUGUCUUAUCUCUGAUUUUCAUUGUGUUCUGGCAAGACGUACUUACAUGACAGGGAAACUUUGUUGUUCAUGAAUUGAUGCAGUAGACCAUACCACUCAUCUUUUGGUUAAUAUGGACUUCAAACUGUUUUUACAUUCUUAUACAAGUAUUUGAAUUUAUGACAUCAACAAAUAAAGUCAAUUAUUUUACUGCUUGUAACUUUUAACUUUUCCUCUGGUCAUUCAAAUUUGAGUCCCUAAGGAUGUAUCAAGAAAUAUAAUAUAUGUAUUAUUCUUUGCUUAUAGUUUGCAAUUUGUGCAUGAAUUAUCUCAAAUGAAAUGUUAUUUUGUCCUCCUUUUUUUUUUUAUCAGUUUGGUUUCACUUAUUUAAAUCAUUUAUGACACACA
This is a messenger RNA of Limulus polyphemus (Atlantic horseshoe crab), 7518 nucleotides long. Its product is annotated as septin-7-like. The record is from RefSeq and is a predicted model, not a curated record. Gene Ontology annotation, biological process: cytoskeleton-dependent cytokinesis; cilium assembly. Gene Ontology annotation, cellular component: cell division site; septin complex; septin ring. The transcript is spliced from 14 exons. The coding region runs from base 176 to 1696 and encodes 506 amino acids. NCBI's taxonomy places the organism in Eukaryota, Metazoa, Arthropoda, Merostomata, Xiphosura, Limulidae. Gene Ontology annotation, molecular function: molecular adaptor activity; GTPase activity; GTP binding.